Molecule: messenger RNA, 765 nt
Organism: Pelagomonas calceolata
Lineage: Eukaryota; Pelagophyceae; Pelagomonadales; Pelagomonadaceae
Source: the annotation of a GenBank genome assembly
CGCGGGAAGAAGGAGGGGGAGUAUGUGCUCGGGCAGCCUAGAUCAUAAGCGUCUAGCUUUGUUUUACAGCUGCUUGCAAGCAAACGACGCCCUUGCUUCAGUGGGCAGCAGACGGCGCAUGUCGCGCGGAUGUACUCUGCUUCUGUUGGGCGCCACCGCCGCGCGCGACGAGGCGCCGCGGGUCCUCGACGUCCACGUCACGAUGUCGCCCGACGCGAUCUCGUCGUCCCGCGCGCACAUACCACACGACCCCCGAUAUUGCAUCGACCCGCCGCCGUUCGGUGACCAAUGCACGAUGCACGCGAAGGACGCGCUGGGCGCCUGCGCGGUUCUCGCGACCUGCGUCGGAUUAGUAUGCCCCGAUCCUGCACCCUACCGGCGCGGCGUUCCCCACAAGCGCAUCCGCGGGCCGAUCUGUCACGCGCUGUGUAGAAGUCGCCGCGUCGUGAGGCGCGCAAUCAACCUCGGGACACGCAGGCCAGGCGCGCGGCCACCUCGUCGGCGACGAGCGAAGCCACGGGAUGUGCAAGCCGGGGGGCUGCGCGCACAUUCGGGUCUCAAAGUCGGGCGGCGACGGAGUGGUCCAGGCCCGCCUGCCGCCCGCCGAGACGCUCCCGCCGUUCCUGCGCCACGCGUUCCCCCGCGGCGACGGAAACGGGUUGUUGGCGCGCGUACCGCUACCGCCCGCGACGCCGUCGAAGGGCGUCCGGCCGCCGCGUCGUCGACGCGACCAACGGCGUGUCAGAUAAAAUAAGUUAAACACAA